Molecule: messenger RNA, 5449 nt
Organism: Penaeus vannamei (Pacific white shrimp)
Lineage: Eukaryota; Metazoa; Arthropoda; Malacostraca; Decapoda; Penaeidae
Source: RefSeq, a predicted model, not a curated record
UAAAUCAACAUCCAUGAGCUUAAAAAGCGCCAUCCGCCUGGUGAAAGGGGCGAGCUUUCAUCCCCGUCGCCCGCUGCGGCCUCGUCGUCGGCGCCGCUUUCCAGCAUCUUUUCCCAGACGCUUUGAGCCGAAGACACACUUCGUCGCCCGGUUAAAUGGAGAGGACACUUCGUCAUCCGAUUAAAAACCGUAUGAUUCACAGGGAAAAAAAACCGUCACGGUGCAUCCCCGCGUGUCAGAGAGCGGUGAGCGAAAUCCAGCGAGAGGGCGGGUGAGCGAUCGUCAGCGGGAAGCGGCGCGCCAGGCAGAGUUUUCGUCAGAGUGUGUUGGUCAGUGACGCGGGUCGGAGGGCGGUGCUGCGCUGCCGCUCGGAGUGUUACUUGCUCGACCUCGUCCUCCACCACGCCGAAGGACGCCUCGCCGGAGUGAAGUGUGAGUGAUGCUUAUCGAAUCUGGGUCAGAUUCCCGGCUCCUUUUGGGCGGAUCAGUGCUUCACGUGGGCGGAAGUGGAUAAUCUAUUACAAGGCUGUCGCGCGGUCCAGGCCGUUGCGGAGACGAAAGCAGUGCGAGGAUAAGGACCGCCUCCGGAGACCGAAACGUGUGCCAUUGGUGUGAUGUUGCGACCGAAGGAGACCCAAUAGUAUAUCGGCCAUUGUCCCUCCCUCCCGAACCCCACCCAACCCCGCCCCAACCUUCCCACCCCCUCCCAGCUCCUCUCCAGGACAUGUAAGAGAGGAGCGCUGCGGGUACCAAUUACAUUCUGACCUCUCCAAUCUCGCCAUCCGCAUUGUUGGACUAGAAACCGACCGAAGACCGCUCGGGUGUAUCUUCGCUCGGCCGUUGCAAGAGGCGGCUGCAAUACGGCGCGAACUCCGGCGGGGAUCGCAUCGCCUCCUCCUGCUGCACGCGCUGCCGACCGAGGGAUUGCGAACACCUGAAGAUGGAGGCUCAGCAGGGACCUCGGCUGCUACCGCUGCCACUCGCUCUCCUGCUUAUCCUCCUCAUUCCACAAUACUCAUGCUUUAAUCUCGAGGUCUCGAAGGCCAUGGUGUACACAGACCCCACCCUCGAGUACAGCAACUGGGGGAGGGAGUCCUACUUCGGCUUCACUGUCGCCCUUCAGCACAGGACGUCCGACGACACUGCCUGGCUAGUUGUAGGGGCUCCACGUGCGAACUCAAGCCACUACAGACCCACGGCUAUAAGGGAGCCAGGAGUGGUGUUCAAAUGCAGCCUUGAAGGAGACACCUGCCAGGAACUGCACAUUGACCAAACGGGGAACACCGUGGUUCACAAUUCCAACAGCGAGUUCAGUUACCACGACCUGAAGAACGGCGGCUGGCUCGGAGGCUCUCUCGAUUCCCAGCCGGCCUUUGACGAGGACAGGCAAAUCACAGCGGUGUGCGCGCCCAGGUGGAUCAACCAGAAACUACUCGGCAAUUAUCUUAUGAACGGAGCGUGCUACUGGCUUAACGAGUCCCUGCCCAACGCUCCGGCCCACACUGCCAGGAGUGUGAGUAAAGGCGAAAAUUCCCUGCAGACCCAUGGCGACGCGGUGUUCUACUACGCCCACGGAGAAGCGGGUAUGUCUCUUCACUUCCCGGACGACCCAACCGAGAUGAUAGUGGGCGCCCCGGGUGUGUACAAGUGGCGAGGAACCAUCAUCCGCUAUAAGGACACGUACAUGCAACACGUAGGAGGCAUUGCAAGACGCAGAAGACAGACCAGGGGGAAAAUACCAGAAUACCAGAUGUUUUCGAGGGCAUUCAUACCCAACCCGUACUACACUUCUGCCAUGGAAGACUUCGAUCUCAUGGGGUAUUCAGUGACCUCGGGGCGGUUCAGGUCAAAGGACGAGCUCCUGUACGUGGGAGGUGCUCCUCGAGGGGCCGGGUCGCAUGGCAAGGUGAUUGUCUUCUCCUUCCCCGACUGGCAGUCUCAGCCGCUCACCGUCCUGGCCGAGUGGAAGGGAAAGCAACUCGGGGAAAACUUCGGUGCUUCUCUGGUCGCGGCAGACGUCAACGGAGACGGCCUCAGCGAUCUGCUCGUCGGGGCGCCCAUGCACUCCCUGAAGGACAAACCGGAUGCAGGGAGGGUGCAAGUGUUCCUCUCUUCGCAGGACCAGCAGUUGGUAAGUUCCGAUUACCGAUACCACGGAUCCACCAGGAGCUUCGCGAGGUUCGGCACGAGUCUGGCGCGUGUCGGGGACCUCUCUUCCCCGCCUCACCCAGACGUGGCGAUAGGAGCCCCUUGGGAAGACGAUGGCGCCGUGUACAUCUACCUCGGCUCCGCUUCUGGGCUGAGGCAAACCCACUCCCAGAAGCUCCAGCCUCAAGACUUUCCCCAAACUAUGAAGGGCUUUGGCAUGGGUCUCUCCAGAGGCAUCGACUUCGACAAGAAUGGUUAUCCAGACCUGGCCAUUGGCAGCUUCGUGUCAGGUCAUGCAGUGGUGCUAAGGAGUCGACCUGUUGCCUACAUUACAGGCAGCCUCACUUCAGAACCACCCAAUAUUGGUCUGAAUGAUACCCUGUUCCAACUGUCUGCCUGCUUGGGAUACAGGGGCUACAAAGUCCCACGUUAUGUCAGUAUUAAGGGAAACAUCACACUUGACACAGCCUUUCCCUCUCCUCGAGCUUUCUUCACCGACAACAAGAGCAACUUCAGGGAAAUCAGUCUUGUGGCCACAAACCGGGAAACUGAAUGCCUCCAGUAUGCAGUUAUGGUUAAGGAUGACAAAGUGGACCCUCGGAAACCUAUUCACAUGAAGCUGGAAUAUGACUUAUAUUCACCUGAAGGACACAAUAUUCUCGUCCAGCCCAAGACGGAACCAGGGAUAGGAACGAUGACCCUGUCCAGAGUUGGGAUAGUGACUGGCUGCGAGGAAGACGGUGACGAUGCCUGUCUCGUGAACAUGCAGGUGACCAGCCGCUUCGACAGGUACAGUGAAAGUGACUACAUGAUAAUAGGCAGUGACAACAAGCCAGUGCUAACAGUGAUGGUUGACAAUGUGGGCGAACCAGUUUUCCUGCCAAACUUAACUGUGCAAGUAGAUCCUCCCUUGUCGCUAACCAUCCCACUGACCCACGACUGUGUGUAUGCUGACAGUGACCUGAGAACUACCCUUACGUGCCGCCUUGCAAACCCCAUUGUCAAAGGUGGAAGGGAUAAGGUUGAGAUUACAGUGGAUGCCAGUAACUUAGGGGACAGUUCAUCCGACCCAGACAUUUCUCUUGAGGUGUCCGGUGAAGGUCUUGAGCUACAUCCUCUAGAUAACGCCAUUAGCCACUCCCUCAACCUUGCAGCUGAAGCGAACUUAAUUCUCCAUGGGUACUCUCGUGAAGAACAAGUGGUGUACCAGCGAUUUAAGAAGGGAUCUAUUAACACUACCUACACACCCUCUUUUCUACACAUAUAUUCGAUAGUAAAGGAAGGCCCAACACCUCUUGGUCAAGUUGAGUUUGUGCUUGAUAUUCCAGUCAAUAUCACUGAUGAGAAUUUCCUGAAAAUUUACCAUCCAAAGGCCAGCUUUUUGGGAGAUCCAGUUGCCUGUACCAUCCAUGGAGGGACCUUCUCAGUUUUUGAGAAAAAGCCCUUGAAAAGCAGAGGGUCACCAUGGAAACCAAAAGAAAAGAAGAAGAAGAAGAAGGAAAAGAAGAUAGCCACUGAAGUGGAAGAAAAGGAAGAAACAGUGAAUAUUGUCGAUGCAAAACUGGAGAAAGCAGUAUUGCUCAAUUGCUCAAAUCCCCUCGUCUCAUGUGCUCAAAUACGCUGCCUUAUCAGCACUUGGCCAGCAGAAACAGUUUCUGCAGAGUUUUCUGUCAGAAUGGACAUGAACUUGACAAAAUUAGCUGACCAUAUAUCUGCCGCGGCUGGUGCAGAGUUUAUCAGCCGAGCCCAUGCCAAGAUCCUCACCCUCAACCCUCUAUUGACCUUUAUUGGGAACAACGAGUCUGUGCUGGAGGUCCAGACAUUCCUACAGCCAGACAGAUUGCCCGGCAGAGGAGUACCAUGGUGGGUCAUUGUUCUGUCUAUUCUCGGAGGAUUGCUGCUCCUGGGCAUUACUUCAUAUGUGCUAUACAAGAUGGGCUUCUUCCAGAGAAAAGAACAUGAAGAAAUGGUCGCCCACCAGGCUAUCAUCGAGUCAAAUGGAACAGGAUGAUUUAUAUCUCAUACAUAUGGGAGAAGCAAACCUUAAUUAUAUGUUAGCUGUGAACCAAAGACUUAUUGUGUACCUAAUGCAUCUAACAAGGAGAUUUUCUUCUCGGUGUAGUUAAUUUAGGUGUUUAGAACAAAUUUACUUUCAGUUAGAUUUCCACUUUGGAUGCAGCAGUGGAGAGCGUUGCCAUAAUAAACAUAUUCUAUAUAUUAGGAUGAGAAAUGUAAAGCAAUAUUAGAACCACUCAACAAAAUUUCUGUGCAUAAUUCAUACAGUAUGACCAAUCUUUAUUUUGAGCUGCAAGAUUGGUAGAAAAACAAAAACAAAAUGAAGAUUUUAAAUGUAAUCAGAAGUGUAGAAAAACAAAAAUGGGAGUUACACUGGUAUUGAGAAAUUCAAAUAUACAUUCAUCUGAUCUUCAGCUGGUCACUGAAUUCAGGCAGUUAGUUUAUUAAGGAAUUCUCUCUCUCUCUCUCUCUCUCUCUCUCUCUCUCUCUCUCUCUCCUCUCUCUCUCUCUCUCUCUCUCUCUCUCUCUCUCUCUCUCUCUCUCUCUCCUCUCUCUCUCUCUCUCUCUCUCUCUCUCUCUCUCUCUCUCUCUCUCUCUCUCUCUCUCUCUCUCUCUCUCCAAAAUAUUGAAUUUUAAUUUUUGUAUAUAGAACUUUGACCAUAUUAUCCAAAAUCUCUUUCCUGCUAUUGUGAUAAUGUACUAUAGAAAAUGAUAACAUAGGUAGUAUUAUUUGCCUAAACCCAGUGACUUUGUGAUUGGAGUGUCAGUAUGUGUCUAAAUGGUUAUUGGCAAUCUAUAUUGUAAAUAAAGUUUCUGAUACAUAGUGUGAAUAAUUUAUUGCAUGGAUGCUUUUUGUACUAACAUUUGUAAGAUCUCAUUUUGUUAGGUAGAUCUAAUAUGUGUGUGUGUGUGUGUGUGUGUGUGUGUGUGUGUGUGUGUGUGUGUGUGUGUGUGUGUGUGUGUGUGUGUGUGUGUGUGUGUGUGUGUGUGUGUGUUUGAGAGAGAGAGAAAGAGAAAGGAUGGGAGAGAGGUAUGGUAUCACGAAUAAAAGUGCUUCAGUAUGAAUUUUUCCCUACUCAUAGAAUUAAGCUGAUAGUAGUGCAGGUCAUUAAAACCCUGGAAGUAUUAAGAUGACUGCUGUCCAUGCAUGACCUAUGAAGUUGCCAAACUACUGUAUGUAGAAUCACACUCAGUAAUGUAGUUAGACCAGGAAACAUGUCCUUCUGUCAUGUUUUGCCAAAAUAGAUAAUUUCUCUAGUCAUGUUUCUUAGUCUUUAUGAUGGAG